AUGUGGAAUAACCAGGGUAAAGAGUGUGAAAGUUGCAAGCGAGACGGUGUUGAAUGUCGAUACUCGUCUCCCGGCAAGCGCGUCAAUCAUGUCAAACUCUUAUGUCAAAACUUUGAGACGCUCGAAGGCCAACUGCACAGCAUCCAAAAUGAUCUCUCAGACUUGACAUCACUUGUCAAAGGUGGGAGUAGUGUAAGAUCCUUAUCCCUUCCUGCUGAGGAAUGGAUCCCCGAGAACCAUUCUGGGACGGAUUCGACGUCAACCCCUCACACAAACCGUCAUAUUGUCAGAAACACAUCACAAUCACUUGAUCGUUAUCAUGGACCAUGCUCCCUUUAUGCCCUUUGCAAGGAAUUUAGCGACCACUCAUUAUUUUCUGUUUCGGAGAACAAUACCUCUGGGGAAAAUGCAGUUUCUGAGCAUAUGAUGUUGCAAGAGAUGCUCAAUGAAGCAAGUAACGAGCCUCACUUAGACAUGCUGUCUCAUCCUGUCGGUAUAUGUCUCCCACCUCGACAGUUUCUCAACCUUGUCAUCGGCCCUUUCUUCAAGAAUGUCGAUUAUGCAACUGAUGUCUUUGUGCGAUCUAAUUUCCAACCCCACGUCGACCGAAUCUAUUCACAACCUAUUGGGCCUGCAGAUGAAGGCUGGGCUGUCUGUUUCAAUGUGAUUGUUCUUCUCGGCAUCAAGAAAGAACCCACGAUUCAGGGCAACAGUCACUUUGUCCAAACACUUCUACAGACAUUGAAAAUGGCUGUUAAUAACCCUCGAGUAUUCUUAACGCCAAGGCUCGUUAACGUCCAAGCACUUGCUCUUUUGAGUUACGUGGCCGAGCAGUACAGCACGACUUCGCUUGCAGAACUCGUCUUCGCCCAAGCCUGUCUGCUGGCUCGCACCAUGGGCCUUCAUCAAAGCAAUGCAUCUUUCGAUGGCCUCCCACCCGAGGACAUAUUGGAACGGCACAAGGUUUUUAGAUCAUUAUAUAUCAGAGAUAAAAAUAUCGCAAUAUUCCGUGGGUCCACAACCUGGCUACCAGGUUAUGAUUCCGGCAUCCCCCCUUCCUUUGACGAAGCCGGAACAGGAACACCCGAUUUAUUAGCCCGCCUAGAGCUUGCGAAACUUCAGGAUGAAGUUUAUCAGGCCUUCCAUGCGGCCGGUGCACCCAACUUACAUCAUUCGAGACACCACCAGGUACCGGCACAGUUACAACAAAGACUGGAACAGUGGUCUUCGACUCAUAGCAUCAUGCAGAGGGCUUUGACGUCCACUGAAACGUUUUCUCUCAUGUUAUCUUUCUUCGCAACGAGAAUCUGUUUGAGCAAAGAUAAUGGUGACAUGAGAUCUACCCAGCCGUUCAAGGAUGCCAAAGCAUGCUGUCUUAUCUUCUUACUGGCCACAGCUGCAAAGCCAGAUGUGCGCCUUUUGGAGACUUUGAAAGAGAUACUAGGCCAGCACAAAUCUAUCGACCAACCUAGCUCCAGAAAGACGAAAAGAAAUUCUCGAAAUCAACCUGCUUUGUCUGAAAAUGAUGAGUCUGCGGCCUCAUCCCUUCCUCGGUUGGCUGCAACUUUCCCACUAGCGGCGGCUUUCAUCGUUGCUAAAGAUACCUUGUUGCAGCCAAUAGGAGAAGUGGAUGGCACCCCCGGUCGGCCAGAAGAGGAAAUAACAAUUUUGGAAGCUCUUCGGGAUCGAUUUGCAACGGCUGCCGAGCAAGCCCAUGUUGACAACCUCGCAUUAGGUUUCAGUAGGAUACUGGGUCUAUUGAUUAGAGUUGUGCGCCAGAAACGAUCGCCUGAAGCAAACAACACCCCUUCUUUAGCCUUCAACGACCUGCCAAGCCUGCAUUCAACAAGAUCAUCCAGCUCUUUACAGGAAAGUGUGGUGAGCUCUUUUAGAGACACACCACCAGGUCCCGAGAACGUUUCAACAGUUAGUUCUAUCAGUGAAGCCGUAUCAAAUUCUUCUCUUCUCUUGCCAUUUACUCAGCCAAUAGAGGACCCGGCCAGCGGCUCACCGUGGUUUACAAACGUGGGUCAAAGCAUCGGACUGAACAACACCCCAGUCUUAAUGUCCUGGCCUGUUCAACAUAAGCGACAGUCUGAGGAAGCGGACCAUCUGACCAAGAGACCAAGGAUGUCCUGCCAAGAAGAAUACCUGGAUAUUCCUGCAGUGUAUCAUGAUCCUGGUUCACGAACUGAAGAUGACUCUUUAUUUGCGUUCGAUUUUUUAAACACAGGAGCGGAUAUUUCGGUUUUCGAUAUGGAAGAUUAG
Molecule: messenger RNA, 2268 nt
Organism: Fusarium tjaetaba
Lineage: Eukaryota; Fungi; Ascomycota; Sordariomycetes; Hypocreales; Nectriaceae
Product: GAL4-like transcriptional activator
Exons: 4
Coding region: 1-2268 (755 amino acids)
Biological process (GO): DNA-templated transcription
Molecular function (GO): DNA binding; zinc ion binding
Source: RefSeq, a predicted model, not a curated record